CCCUGCUGUGUCCUGCCAACUCCUACUAUGACCCUUGCAUGAGCGGCUGUCCUGCCACGUGUGUGGACCGCCAAGCCCCGCAGAACUGCUCCAAGCCSUGCAUGGAGGGCUGUGCGUGCACCUCCGGCUUUUUGCUSAGUGGAGACAGCUGUGUGGCCGAGGCCGACUGUGGCUGCCUCUUUGAGGGCAACUACUACAGCGAGGGCGAGCUCUCUGUGAACGAGAACUGCAGUCGCCAGUGCCGGUGUGAAGGCAACGGCCAGAUGGUUUGCUCGCCAUUGUCCUGUGGUGCGGAUGAGGUCUGYGAGAUCCAGAAUGGCCACAGAGGCUGUUACCCACAUAGCACAGCCCRGCCUCCACACACAGUGCCCCCAACAGCUGGGCCCAGCUCAGGUSCAUCAACACCAAAACCCGUUACUCCCUUGCCAGAGACCACAACAGGGCCUCCACACACAGUGCCACCAACAGCCGGGCCCAGCUCAGGUCCCUCAACACCCAAACCUGUUACCCCGUUGCCAGAGACCACCACAGGGCCUCCACACACAGUGCCACCAACAKCCGGGCCCAGCUCAGGCCGUGCUUCCUGCAGUGCCUCUGGGGAUCCACAUUAUAACACUUACGACUACAGAGUUCAUAAUUUCAUGGGAAAUUGCUCUUACACUCUGUCAAAAUUGUGCAACAUCUCUCAGGGGCUUCCAUACUUCCACGUGUCUACAACAAAUGAGCACAGAGGUGCCAACACCAGAGUCUCUUAUGUGAAGUCAGUUCAAGUAGAAGUCUAUGGCAAUCAGAUUUCUUUGCUGAAAAACAAGAAAGUGAAUGUGAACGGCAGCAGAAGGAAUCUGCCUGUAUUUAUUGAGAAGAAGAUAAUUAUCCAAAGCAGUGGUGGAUAUGUUCUCUUGGAAACUGAUUUUGGACUGUGGGUCAGAUAUGAUGGAAACCACUAUGCAGAAGUCUCUGUGCCCUCUGAUUACAGUGGUCUGCUUUGUGGUUUGUGUGGCAAUUACAAUGGUGAUCCAAAUGAUGACAACAUAAAGCCUAAUGGUGAUACUGCAAGUAGUUCCACUGAUCUUGGACAAAGCUGGCUUGUCUUUGAGAAUAACACCAUAUGCUCUGUUGGGACAGAAGAGCAAUGUGACCCUGUGCUGGAGAGUGAAGCAAAGAAGAACACAACAUGYGGCAUGAUCACAGACCCAGAAGGUAGUAUUUUAGUAGUUCUGUGA
This is a messenger RNA of Nothoprocta perdicaria, 1223 nucleotides long. RefSeq names its product zonadhesin-like. The transcript has 8 exons. Gene Ontology annotation, molecular function: protein binding. The annotation marks the transcript as partial. The record is from RefSeq and is a predicted model, not a curated record. NCBI's taxonomy places the organism in Eukaryota, Metazoa, Chordata, Aves, Tinamiformes, Tinamidae.